Oncorhynchus kisutch (coho salmon) is the source of this 4134-nucleotide messenger RNA. RefSeq names its product interferon induced with helicase C domain 1 (gene ifih1). The transcript is spliced from 16 exons. Gene Ontology annotation, molecular function: ATP binding; zinc ion binding; single-stranded RNA binding. Gene Ontology annotation, cellular component: cytoplasm. Gene Ontology annotation, biological process: MDA-5 signaling pathway; antiviral innate immune response. The record is from RefSeq and is a predicted model, not a curated record. Lineage: Eukaryota; Metazoa; Chordata; Actinopteri; Salmoniformes; Salmonidae. Bases 181 to 3183 code for a protein of 1000 amino acids.
UGGAAACCAGAUUGAAGAGGGAGAAACGAAACUGAAAGUGCUUGCAUUGACGGGAAUAGAAUCUCGAUUGACUCAUGUUGAUUUAACUAUUUGCACUGUACUCUUCCGUGUGCUUUUCUACGUGACUCGGGACUUCGAUGUGACCAGGCAUUUCGUGCAUAUCUCUGAUCAACCUCAUCGAUGGCCGCUGACAAAGAUGCCAACAUCAGUCUGAUUGAGGACCUCAGGCCUAGGCUGCGGAAACUCAUUGAAAUCGAGUUUGUACUGGAUCACCUGAACUUCUUAGACAAUGACAACAAGGACUUGAUCCGAACUAAGGCGAGAAAAGAGAGCAAUCUAAAGGCAGUGGAUCUACUUAUUGAUACAAUCAUCAGGAUCCGGCCACUUCCGAAAGGUUGGUUCAGGGAGUUUGUGGAUGCACUGUCAGCUGGGGGUUGUAAACAUGCUGCCACCUACGUGGAGGAUAGCCCUCCAUGUCCUGCUCUGGAGGCAGAGAAUGACAACUGCGUCAGACUAAUUGAACUUCUGUCGCCAAGUCUUUUGGGGAUGAAGACUACUGAUGUUUGCUGGGACUGUUUUUCGAAAGGUAUUCUCACCAUAGAGGACCGUGAAAUUAUUUUAGCUGAAUGUCAAAACCGAGGAAAUAUGGGUGGUGCUCGUGAACUGCUCAGGAGAAUCGUGAGAUUCCCGCCCGGAUGGUUCUCCACCUUCUUGAAGGCCUUACAGGACACUGAACACAAGGACCUGUAUAAAGAAUUGACAGGGGAGUCACCUGGUGAUAACUUUAUAGAUGAGCCAGGUGUCCUGAUGGCUGUGAAUGAAGCUCCAGGGAAUGUGGAUCCCAUGGUGGAGGAGGGUCCUGUAGAAGCAGUGGGGAAAUCUUUUCUCCCAGAGCAGGAGACAUUGGAUAGCAGUGUGACCAGCAUACAUCUGGAUGAACCUUCAGAGGCUGACUCAGAAAUUGCAGACCUAUAUAGUGGCACAGAAGAACCAAUGGAAAAUGGGAAACCGGAAAAUAGCUUGGAUCUCUCAAUGUCAGGCUGCAUUGCCCCUGCUGCUGAAAGCCCCCCAAAAGCUGUCAUUGUUCUUCGAGAUUAUCAGAUGGACGUGGCCAGGCCCGCCUUGGAGGGAAAAAACAUCAUCAUAUGCCUCCCGACAGGAAGUGGUAAAACCAGAGUUGCUGUCUAUAUUACCAAAGAACAUCUGGACAGCAGGAGGAAAGAGGGCCGACCAGGGAAAGUGGUCGUCUUGGUGAACAAGGUGCCCCUGGUCGAGCAGCAUUACUCCACAGAGUUCUGGAAGUUCCUUAAAAACAAAUACAAAGUUGAGAGGGUCAGUGGGGACUCCCAGCUCAAAAUCUCCUUCACAGACAUUGUCCAGAAAAACGAUAUUGUCAUCUGUACAGCCCAGCUUCUGGAGAACUACUUGGAAAGGUCUCACAGUGGAGAUGACGAUGGGAUUCAACUUUCAGAUUUGUCACUGAUUGUGAUCGAUGAGUGCCACCACACACAGAAGGGAGGAGUCUAUAACCACAUCAUGAUCCGCUACCUCAAGCAGAAGCACAAGAACGCUAAGUUAAAGAAAGAGCAGAAGGAUACAGUGGCCAUCCCACAGAUCCUAGGCUUGACCGCCUCACCCGGCGUCGGGGGAGCCAAGAAAAUUGAUAAAGCAGAAGAGCACAUUCUACGAAUCUGCGCAAACUUGGACGCAUACAAAAUAAUGACGGGGAACCUUGGGGAAAACAAAAAAGAACCGCACAAAAAAAUUGCCACUGCCGAAGAGAGAAAAGAGGAUCCCUUUGGCGAUGUUCUCAAAGGAGUCAUGAAUGCCAUUCACAUCCAUGCUGAACUGAACCCUACCUGUGACCUAGGCACCCAGAACUAUGAGCAGUGGGUGGUCCAGAAAGAACAAAAUGCUGCAAAAGAGGAGAAUCAAAAGGUGCGAGUUUGUGCUGAGCAUCUACGGCAGUACAACGAGGCCCUGUACCUAGGCAAAACCAUCCGCAUGUGGGAUGCCUUCAGCUUCCUGGACAAAUACUUUGACGAGGAGCUGAAGAAGAAAGUGGCCCCAGAGGACGAGGAGGCCAUCAUUAAGACUGAUACAGAGCGAUUCCUUUUCACACUCUUUAAAGAUAGCAAAGUGAAACUGCAGGAGUUGGCUAAGCUUCCCCAGUAUGAAAAUAAUAGCCUAGCUAAGCUGAGAACCAAAAUCCUGCAUGAGUUUACAUCUAGAGAAAAGGCUAGAGGGAUCAUUUUCACGAAAACCCGUCGCAGUGCCAUCGCAUUAGCUCAAUGGGUUCAGGAAAACUCCAAGUUCGAGGAGGUCGGAGUAAAAGCUUGCCAUGUGAUUGGAGGAGGAGGCCAGAGUGUCGUGAAACCAAUGACCGCUGCAGAACAAAGGGAUGUUUUGAACAAGUUUCAGAAUGCGGAGAUCAACUUGCUGAUUGCAACAACAGUGGCUGAAGAGGGUCUGGACAUAGCAGCAUGUAACUUUGUGAUACGAUAUGAGCUUGUGACCAAUGAGAUCGCUAUGAUUCAGGCCCGAGGCAGAGGCAGAGCUGAGGACAGUAGUUAUACCUUAGUGGCAGGGGAGGGUUCUGGGGUCGCUGAACGAGAGAGUGUCAACGAGUACCGUGAGAAGAUGAUGAGCAAAGCUAUCGAUAAAGUCAAGAAAUUAGAUCAAGAGGAAUAUGAAAAGAGGAUUAAAGAAUUCCAGAUUCAGGCGAUCAUGGAGGAAAGAGUGCGAACAACCAAGAAGAAGCAGAAAGGAAUGAAAAAGGAGAGCCCGUCCAAAGUGAAGUUCAGUUGUAGAAGCUGCAACAAACCAGUCUGCUCUGGGGAAGAUGUUGAAAUCAUUGAAAAUAUGCACAGAGUCAACGUAACACCCCAAUUUAAGGAACUUUUCAUUCAAAGAGAAAACACCUCACUUGUUAAAAGGCUACUGGACUACGAGACCAAUUGUUUCAUAGCAUGCAAAGACUGUGGACAGAGGUGGGGUUCAAUGAUGCUCUACCGUGGAAUCGAGUGUCCCUGUCUUCACGUCAAGAACUUCCUGGUGACGUAUGAUGAAAAGAGGAAGAACGUCAACAAGUGGAGCGAGCUGGGUAUCCAGUUACCUGCCUUUGACUAUGCUGAACACGCUCGAUCUGUGGCCGAAAGCUCAGAGGAUGAAGAAUCAAUGUAAUAAUAUGGUUACGACAAGGAUUGUUUUUUUUCGAAGAGUAAGAAUCAAAACAAAUUGCAUGCAGCUCCGUGUAUCCGUGGUAGUUGGAUUGAAUAAAUCAGCCUUACAUUUUCACUUGGAAGUUGCACAAGCUUUUACAAUGUGACUUUGCUCAUAUCUUUUUAAUUGCGAAAGCCGUCAUUGAUGCAGUAUGAUACGGGGGGGGGGGGUUCAGGUGUCUUACAAGCUGCUGCUUUUAAUUGUCAUGAAUGAAUCAUUGUAUUCAAUUUAUUGUCAAUGGCUAUCAGUAAAUGUUGAAUCAAAUGAAUAAUGUGCUUUUCUGAUUGAAAAAAAAGAUUGUGGAGAAAACAUGACAUUACUAUGUGCCCUAGACAUCUCCAUGCUUAAUCACUGAUUGGGGAAAACGGGUUCAGCAGGAAGAGAGAUUACUAGUUGAAUAUUGUGUGCAAACAUUUUCUUUUAAAAACAUUUCUAAUCUGUGCUCCUAGACGAGCUGUUGUGUCAGACACCGCAUACAUCAUGAAUGGGUCAAACUAAAGAUGAAAUUGAACUUCUCGAUACACUUCCUCUCCCUUGGGAUCCGCUGGUGUUUUCCCGGACUGUAUGGUCCGCACCGGUCAGCACACGUUUGUGUUUAGAUCUAACACACUAGACAGGUGUGGGUUUUUUUUGUGUGUGUAUUGUCGGUAAAUUCACUUUGCCCAAUGUCACAGGUGUGACCUGUCCAGGGGUCGUGGUGAUGUGGUGAUGUGUUGCCCUGGCUACUGUGACUUGAUAGUUCAGGGAGUAAUAAAAGGAAAGAAUAUGGGUGUCCACGUGAUUACUUUUUUCUUCUUCGUUGUUUAGUUUAAUCCUAAAUUCAUAGCUUUCAAAAUAUUUCCAUAAUACAAAUGUCUGCCAUGUGUGAAGUGUAUGAGACAAUAAAUUGAGCAGGCAAUUUGCCUCAAUGUG